GACCGUCAAGUUUCAACAACCCAUUAAUGUGAGGAUUAUAAAAGCAGUGGAGACACUUAUCAGUUCACUACUGCAGAACUUCAUCUGUUAGAUUUCAGAUCCUUGCUGCAGAACAAUGGCCAUGAAGCUGCUUUUGGUUCUGAUCCUGGUUCCUGUGGUGACUAGCUGCUCAGAUCUCAACCUCCCUCUGGACUGCAGCGAUGUCUACAACCAAGAUAGCAGCCGACCCAGCGGAGUUUACACCAUCUAUCCCAUCGGAACCACGUCUGCUAUUCAGGUUUACUGUGACAUGGACUCUCUGGAAGGAAAGUGGACCGUUUUCCAGAGGAGGAUGGACGGCUCAGUGAACUUCUACAGGCCAUGGGAUCAGUACAAGUUUGGCUUUGGGAACGCCGCAGGAGAGUACUGGCUUGGUCUGGAGAACAUCUUCCACCUGACUCAGAGGAAAAAGACAGAGCUGCUGGUCGACAUGGAGGACUUUGAAGGAAACAAAGCCUACGCCCGUUACACUUCGUUCUCUGUCGGCCCAGAGUCUGAUGGCUACAAACUGCAUCUGUCUGAAUUCAACAGUGGGGGAGCAGAGGAUUCUCUGAGUAUCGUCAGUGGACAAAAGUUCUCUACAUUCGACAAAGAUCAGGACAUCUGGGGGAAGAACUGUGCCCGAUCGUUCAUCGCGGGGUUCUGGUUCUCUGACUGUCACAAUGCAAACCCAAAUGGUGUGUACCGCUGGGGGGCUGACAGCUCUCUUUUUGCCAUCGGAGUGGAGUGGAGCUCCUGGAAGGGUCGGGGCUAUUCCCUAAAGGCCAUCAGCAUGAAGAUUCGUCCAGUACAGUGAACCUGCACGUGAUGUGUUUGGGUUGUGAACAUUCUCCGAAUUUUAGCAGCUGGGUGAAUGUUUAGACUUAAACAAACACAGAAAUAAAUGAUUAGACCCAGUUCACCUAGCCUGAAUCAUCCUAACCAGUCACUGAAACUCAUGAGGAACAUAAUUACAUAACAAAUUCCGUGUCUUAGCAAAUAGAGCAGAUUUAAAAUACUCCAGUCGCCUCAUUCAUUCACCAGAUGUUGAUGUUGUGUUUGUCACUAUGACGUGCCAGAGCUGACAGACUCUGGGGCUGCAUCUGAAAUGUUCUAAUGAUAGCUCAUAGCUUCUGUUCCUUGACCUUUCAUCAGGUCAACAGUAAGAACUCUAUCGUAGGGAAACAGCACUUCUCAUGGGAAUGCUGACACUCUGCCGGUUUGGCUAAAGAUCCCUUACCUAUUAGGCCUUUUCGGAUGCAGCCUGGAAAUCUCCUCUGUGUUUCUAUCAGAAAAAUAAACUACUUUGAUUGA
Molecule: messenger RNA, 1332 nt
Organism: Fundulus heteroclitus (mummichog)
Lineage: Eukaryota; Metazoa; Chordata; Actinopteri; Cyprinodontiformes; Fundulidae
Product: microfibril-associated glycoprotein 4-like
Exons: 6
Coding region: 116-835 (239 amino acids)
Biological process (GO): elastic fiber assembly
Source: RefSeq, a predicted model, not a curated record